AUGACAGAAAUUCAACGUCCAAAGUCUGCAACAACGGUUUUUCUAGACCAGCCGCCCAGCUGUCUCGAAUUCUGCCCCGAAAUUCCCGAUCACUUCGUCGUGGGCACGUACCUCCUCUCAGAAACCAAGAACGAAGAGGAUGAGAUCGAACAAACGAAAACCGGCAGCGUGCAGCUGUGGAAAUUAGAUCCUGCCACAAACAAUUUAUCAUUGGUACAAAGAGUGUCGCUUCCAUAUGCAGUCUUUGAUUUGCACUUCCACCCCAGAGACAAAAGCAAAUUUGCCAUCGCAAGCAGUACGGGGUGCGUGGCUCUAUUCAGUGUCUCUGCUACGCAGCCAAGCAUUCAUCACUUAUGGACAAAGCAAGUCCAUGACGACCCUUCGAUCCCGGCGCUUUUUCUUGCCUGGGCUUCACAGGACUGGUUCUCCCAAACUGGCGCCGAUGGGUUCGCAGUGACCUUUUCAGACAGUCGGACAGCCAUCUUCGGUACAACCGGCGAUAUCGCAGAUGACAACGCAAUUACCGAAUGGAGGUCGUUCGAAGCGAGACAGAUGAUUGAAGUCUGGUUUGUGGCGUUGGCUGCGGUGAAAUUGUCCGAGAAUGAAGAUACGAUCCCAUUCAUAUUCACUGGAAACGACUUCGGAUCUCUUCAUACGCACCGACUUGCAUCACACAACCACAACGAGCAGGAUCAUGAUGAGCCGCUCGCAAAUACACUCCUUGAUCACGACGAUCGAGCCCGUCACCACACCGCGGGCGUUACAUCUAUAUUACCCCUCCCAGUACCACUAAUGGAUGAUGCUCCCAUUCUAUUGACCGGUAGCUACGACGAAGGGCUGCGUGUAUACCACGCCACUCGGCGCGGUGAAGUCCUUGCUGAGCAGCGUCUUGAUGGCGGUGUCUGGCGGUUGCAGCUGCUCAGAUCGGAGGUAUCUGGCCCACAGCGACAAUUUUGGGUUUUAGCAAGCUGCAUGCAUGCUGGCACAAGAGUUGUCAAGGUCACUCAAGAGCAACAGGACCAGGGCGCGGAAUGGGGAAUUGAGGUGUUGGUAGAGUUUACUGAGCAUGAGAGCAUGAACUAUGCGAGUGACGUGUGGAAGGGCUCGGGCUCGGUAUCAUCUGAGCUGCUCUGCGUUUCGAGUAGCUUCUACGAUCGCCGCCUUUGCAUUUGGCGGGCGACUGUAUAA
Messenger RNA from Penicillium canariense, 1188 nucleotides. RefSeq lists its product as uncharacterized. The record is from RefSeq and is a predicted model, not a curated record. Gene Ontology annotation, molecular function: protein binding. The coding region runs from base 1 to 1188 and encodes 395 amino acids. The transcript is spliced from 2 exons. Lineage: Eukaryota; Fungi; Ascomycota; Eurotiomycetes; Eurotiales; Aspergillaceae.